This is a messenger RNA of Opisthocomus hoazin, 2762 nucleotides long. The record is from RefSeq and is a predicted model, not a curated record. NCBI's taxonomy places the organism in Eukaryota, Metazoa, Chordata, Aves, Opisthocomiformes, Opisthocomidae.
UUUGGCAGCUCUGGCCAUGGAGCAGAAAGGCUAUCGACGGGGGAGUUUCCAGAGCAGCACUAGCGACGAGGACAUGCUGGAAAUCGCCGGAGCAUCUCUGGACUUCUCCGUGGCGGACGACGACCCGCCGCUCGACAGGGAGAUGGGAGGAUUUUCCUCGUAUAAUGGAGGAGGGAUGAACGGCACCAGCACUGUUAUGGAUUUCCUGGAGGAACCUCUUCCUGGUGUGGGGACCUACGAAGAUUUUAACACUAUCGACUGGGUGCGAGAGAAGUCCAGGGACCGGGACAGGCACAGAGAGAUCACCAGCAGAAGCAAGGAGUCCACGUGGGCGCUGAUACACAGCGUGAGCGACGCCUUCUCCGGCUGGCUGCUGAUGCUGCUCCUUGGGCUGCUGGCAGGUUCCUUGGCGGGUCUGAUUGACAUUUCUGCCCACUGGAUGACGGAUCUGAAGGAAGGAGUGUGCUUGGCGGGCUUCUGGUUUAACCACGAGCACUGCUGCUGGAAGUCCAGCACAACCUUCACCGACAGAGACAAGUGUCCCGAGUGGAAGAGCUGGUCCCAGCUGAUCCUUGGCCACGGAGAGGGGGCUUUCGCGUAUAUUCUCAACUACUUCAUGUACGUUAUCUGGGCCUUGUUGUUCUCCCUGCUGGCUGUGUUACUCGUGAAGGGGUUUGCUCCUUACGCCUGCGGCUCCGGGAUCCCAGAGAUCAAAACUAUCUUAAGUGGUUUCAUCAUUAGAGGCUACCUGGGCAAGUGGACGCUGAUCAUCAAAACCAUCACCUUAGUGCUGGCAGUGUCCUCUGGGCUGAGCCUGGGCAAAGAGGGGCCCCUGGUCCACGUCGCCUGCUGCUGUGGAAACAUCUUGUGUCACCUCUUCACCAAGUACAGGAAGAACGAGGCGAAGCGCAGAGAGGUACGGGGAGACACCGAUGCGGCCGAACUGCUGAGGUUUUAUAAGCGGGUGCGUUUCGGUGCCCCGAUCGGAGGAGUGCUCUUUAGUCUGGAAGAGGUCAGUUACUACUUUCCUCUCAAGACGCUGUGGAGGUCCUUCUUCGCCGCGCUGGUCGCCGCGUUCACCCUGCGCUCCAUCAACCCGUUCGGGAACAGUCGCCUGGUUCUCUUCUACGUGGAAUUUCACAUGCCGUGGCACCUGCUGGAGCUUGUGCCGUUCAUCCUCCUGGGAAUAUUCGGUGGGCUUUGGGGAGCUUUCUUCAUUCGCAGCAACAUUGCCUGGUGCAGGCGACGCAAGACGACCAAGCUUGGUAAAUACCCGGUGCUGGAGGUGUUUGUGGUGACUGCCAUCACGGCCGUUCUGGCCUUCCCCAACGAGUACACCAGAAUGAGCACCAGCGAGCUCAUUUCUGAGCUCUUCAACGACUGUGGGAUUUUGGACUCUUCCAAGCUCUGCGAGUACGUGAAUGAUUUCAACAGCACCAAAGGGGAUGACCUGCCAGACCGAGCCGCUGGCCCUGGGGUUUACACUGCCAUGUGGCAGCUGGCGUUGGCCCUGAUAAUGAAAGUCUUCAUCACGAUCUUCACCUUUGGCAUGAAGGUCCCGUCGGGGCUCUUCAUCCCCAGCAUGGCGGUGGGAGCGAUCGCCGGCAGGCUGCUGGGAGUGGCCGUGGAGCAGCUGGCCUUCUACCACCACGACUGGGCCAUCUGAAUCGCAGGUUGGAAAAGACCUCUAAGAUCAUCAGCGACCCUGGGAGCAGCUCUCCUGCUGCCAGCCCCCAGGCUGCCUGCUCACGGCCUCUGUCUUCUGCUUGCAGGUGGGGUGACCCGAAUGACGGUGUCACUGGUGGUCAUUAUGUUUGAGCUGACCGGUGGACUGGAGUACAUUGUUCCUCUGAUGGCAGCAGCCAUGACCAGCAAGUGGGUGGCGGACGCCAUUGGGCGGGAAGGCAUUUACGAUGCCCACAUUCGCCUCAACGGGUACCCUUUCCUGGAAGCCAAGGAGGAGUUCUCACACAAGACGCUUGCGAUGGACGUAAUGAGGCCACGGAGGAACGAUUCUCCGCUGACUGUCAUCACUCAGGACAGCAUGACCGUAGAAGACGUUGAGACCAUCAUCAACGAAACCACCUACAGUGGCUAUCCGGUGGUGGUGUCGCGGGAGUCCCAGAGGCUCGUCGGAUUUGUCCUCAGGAGAGACCUCAUCAUUUCAAUAGAAAACGCCCGGAAGAAGCAGGAUGGGAUUGUGAGCACUUCAGUUAUUUAUUUCACUGACCACUCUCCUCCGCUGCCUCCGAGCUCCCCCUCGAUGCUGAAACUCAGGAGCAUCCUGGACCUCAGUCCUUUCACAGUGACAGACCAAACGCCCAUGGAGAUCGUCGUGGAUAUAUUCCGCAAGCUGGGAUUGCGCCAGUGCCUGGUUACGCACAACGGGAAGCUGCUGGGGAUCAUUACCAAGAAGGACGUCUUAAAGCACAUUGCGCAGCUGGCCAACCAGGACCCGGACUCCAUCCUCUUCAACUGAGGGCGGGCGAGCAGGUGUGGUGUGUUCCACACACAAGAAACUUUCUAGAAGGUCCUGGAUGUACUUUCCUAUUUUUAUGAAGACCGUGGAACUGUUUUCAGCGUUUCCUUCCAUGGAGCUGAAGAAGAUAAAUUUUUUUUCUACCAGAUAACCAAUUGCACUACAUAAUCUGUGGAACACAAUCUUCUUUUUAGAAGAGAAAAAAAAAAAAAGACUUUACUUUUCUUUUGUGAAGUUGCAUUGGAAAGAUUCCAUGAAGGAGUAAAAGCAAAAUGCUCUAGAA